UUUUUUUUUUUGUCAUCCGUAGAUUAUAUUAAACACAAAAACAACGUUUCUUACAAACCAGAGCCGGCAAGGAAUACAUUCCUUCCAGAGCCAUAAGCCGGCGCGGUAACAUGUACCACCCGGAGCCAAAUGAUGGAUACAACACAAACCCAUAAAAAACUAACAAAGACACGAAGAAAAAAGAUGUCGAGAGUCAUGAGAAUAAAACAAAACUUCAGUAGAAGAGUAUUCCACCUUGCGCUCAAAGACGAGCUUACCGAAAUAGAACUCAUCAACAAUUAACACAAAAUGAGAGGAGCAUCGAGAUAGACUAGACGCACACGAAUAUCACCAAACAUAUAAACUGAAUAUGUUUUCUUGUUAAGACAAGAUAAUUUAAUGAUAUUUAACUAUGAUGAUCGUUAAUUAGCCUUUUUGUCUUCAUGUCAUAAAAAUAAUUAUCUGUUCCAAACUUCCAAUAACGCCUACCUGAAAGGCCUAUAACGAUCCAUACUCAUCCCAUUAAAAGGCCCAAACAUAACACAAAUGACAAAGGAUAAUGAAACUUUCCUUUGGUUCACGGUUACAUCAUUUGGCGAUGGCGGCGACAUCGGGAGCGAAGAUUACGGCGACUGAGCCACCGAAGAUAGUUUGGAACGCGGGGAAACACCGAUUCGAAACCGAAGAUCACGAAGCUUUCAUCGACUACAAGCUGAGAAACGACGGAAAAGUAAUGGAUCUGGUCCACACCUACGUCCCUUCCUCAAAACGAGGGUUAGGUUUAGCUUCCCUCCUCUGCGUCGCCGCCUUCGAACACGCUUCCUCUCACUCCCUCUCCGUCAUCCCUUCCUGCUCAUACGUUUCCGACACGUUUCUUCCUAGAAACCCAACGUGGAAGCCUCUGGUUCAUUCGGAGGAUCUUAAGUCUAGCAUCUGAAGUAAGACUCGUUUUAACAUUAUUGUUAAGUUUGUGUUUCAGUGUCAGUUGUUGGUUGUGUAAUCUUCAAAACCUUGUACUCAGAUGUAAUGAAUCUGUAAUAAUAAAGUCUUUGAAUGUCUUAA
This is a messenger RNA of Brassica napus (rape), 1041 nucleotides long. RefSeq names its product acetyltransferase At1g77540-like. Lineage: Eukaryota; Viridiplantae; Streptophyta; Magnoliopsida; Brassicales; Brassicaceae. Bases 539 to 916 code for a protein of 125 amino acids. The transcript is spliced from 2 exons. The record is from RefSeq and is a predicted model, not a curated record.